AUCAGUACAACUCAGAAGCAAUCAUGUUUUAUUGUUUUGUUUAUGCAGGUGAUCGCUGCCCCGAUGACUGGAUUCAGUUAAACAAUCGCUGUUUCCUCACUGGAACAGAGCCACUGACGUUUAAUGAUGCAGAGAGUGCCUGCAACAACCAGAGUGGGCAUCUUGCAUCCAUCCAGAAUGGAGCGGAACUUGCUUUGGUUGACUAUAUCAGUGACGUUCAGUCCGGGUCAUGGAUUGGACUCUUCCUGAACGAAGUGUUGAGCUUGACUUGGACUGAUGGUUCAGACACAGAAUUUGUUGGGAUAUUCACCAGUGGCUCGGGCUGCGCAGUGACUUCUGAUACGUCUACCGAUGACAACCCUUGGACGUUUGUUGACUGCGAGAAUGAACAUCCCUAUGUAUGUACCCGAGAUGUUUUCGAGUGUGCCUUAAUUUGCACUCUAGACGGAGAUCAACUAUAGUUUUGAG
Molecule: messenger RNA, 468 nt
Organism: Corythoichthys intestinalis (scribbled pipefish)
Lineage: Eukaryota; Metazoa; Chordata; Actinopteri; Syngnathiformes; Syngnathidae
Product: snaclec echicetin subunit alpha-like
Exons: 4
Coding region: 24-461 (145 amino acids)
Source: RefSeq, a predicted model, not a curated record